AUGUCGCCUCAGAUCGUCAUCUUCUACAACGUGGUCAUGCCGGAUCGGCCACGCCUGCGACGCGGCGCAUUGGAUCUACCCGACAUCGGUGUCAAGAUAGAAGAUUGGGGGUCCGAAUUGCGCGGCAACGCUUCAUUCACAGACGCCUGGGAGUUCGGCGUGCCCUUGGAGGCAGGCUUCAAGGUCGGCGACAGGGUCUCCCAGGUUCUCUCCGUGACAGUGGCAGCCAGCAACCGCGAGAACAUCCGCCCGCGAGCCGACGAUCGCCCCUGCGUUAUCCGCGGCCGCAGUGGCGCCCUGAAGAGUGUGAGGAGUUUCUGCGUCUCCUGCGCUUGCGCGGUCGACGCGGACCGCACCGCCGACGCCAGGGCCGCUCUGCGACACUUUCCCUCUGGUCAGCGAUCGAGCCUGUUUGCUUUGCUCCGCGGCCCAGCGAGCAUGGGCAUCCGACUUGCGCUGGGAAGCAUUCUGGACUCCAUGGAGGAGCAGCUUCUCGAUUGGAAACCUCGGAUCAAGAACAACAAGGAUGCGCUGAACAAGGAGCUGGAUCGUUGGACUGGUCUCGGGCGCGUCCUGAAGCGAGCGGCCUACGGCGCCCCCGUGCAGCUGGGGUGGUCGGACUUGGAGGAGUUUGUGGUGUCUCGGGAUCCUUGCCGCUUCGGCCCAGGCGUCGGGCUGGGCCGAAUGCUCGGCGAGCAAUGCAGCUGCGGGGUGUUAUCUUUCCGCAGCAAUGCGCAGAAGCAUCAUGGCGACGUCGUCCCGGAGAGCAUGUGGGCCCCUUACGUCGUACAUCAGCUGAAGAACAAUUGCAUCCACGCGUUUCUGGCUGGCGAAAUCACCUAUUCCGGCACCGGCAACGUGCUCGUGCCAGCCUGCGCGAACGACGUUGACUGCAGCCUCGACGUCUGGGACACCUUGGUCCUGGACCACCCCGUGGUGGACCCGGACCACGUUCGCGAUCACGUGGCGCUCGUCGUGGCGGAAGAGCAGAUGCGGGCGGUCGCGGCCGCUGCGGCGGAGAAGCAGACGGGGGCAGGCGCAGGUGCCGUGGAGCGCGGUGAGCUCCACCUGUGCCUCGCGACCGCGGGCACUGACGAGGAGCCGCUCCUGCGACUGCAGCGCGGGACGUCAGUCCGCGGGCGGGUAUUCGCUUGCAUCGGUGAGUAUGUUGGCGCUGAGGCAAAUGCUAUCGCUGCCUUGAAGCGCAGCCUCCGCACUGAUCCGUCGCCGUGCUGCCGGUCGCUGCUGCCGGAGCACGGCGUGGCAUCCGCUGGCGUCCAGCGCAAUCCCAGUGUCUUCGAGCAGAUGAGUUCCGAGGAGAUCUUGAAGCAGUCCACGGACAUCGGCAAACAGUUCACGAACGCCCAGAUGCAGUUCAUCGACCGCGCACUUGACCGGGAAGAUGGCGUUGCCCUGUGCGAGGCCUACCCUGGCACUGGCAAAUCAGCGACGGCGGCAGGCAUCAUUGCCAACGCGGCGAGGCAUUGCUCUGGCAAUGCCAAGUGCGUGGCCCUCGCCCAGCAGCGUGCCAUGCGCGACGAGCUGCUGUCCAACAUCCGAUCCGCGCUAGACGACCCGCUGGCCGCCGCCGGCGUGGGCCGACCUGCGGACGAAGCUCCGUCAGACGACGACUCCUAUUUGGAUUCGCAACUGCUAUCGGCAGUGAGCGGGCGAUUCGCCGACCUGCAGAUGCGCAUCGAGGAACUGCGCGACGACCUGGCCGCCGUUCGCUGCAAUCCGGACGAGGGCUCGCUCGAGCGGAGAGAGUGGUUGGAGAAGACGGAGCUGAUGCGGCACCUGUGCUUCGAGUACGACGCGCUCCAGGAGGAAGCCGCGGAGAAGCUGUUCCACGACGUGCGCGUCUUCGCCAUGACCAUCGACGCUUUCAACAACGUCCAGAGCGGCCGCAGCUGGUUAUCCAGGAUCUUCAAGCGGUUCGAGAUUGCAUUCGUCAUCGUCGACGAGGUGCACCAGGCCAACUUCGGCGAAGUGUACGCCGCUUUGCAAUCAGCGCCGAGCGCGGUCGUGUACUUCGACUCCGCCCAGGAGAUCCGCCACCGACCUGCGACGGAGUUCCUGCGGGAGCCGAGGCCCGACAGAGCAGGUAAUUACUACGAGUGGCAGAUGGCCUGUCACGGGAAGUCCCGCGUGCGUGCUUGGGACCAUGUUCCCGCAGACAGCGUAUCGUCCUUGCCAGUCGCACAUCGGUUCGGCCCUGCGCCUGCCAAGCUCCUCAGGGCAAUCUCAGCUGUCUACGGUCGGCCUGGCCGGGAAAUCAAGUGCGCGAUCGAAUGCGCCCGAGAGAGCGGGGACUCGUCCGUGGACUUGUCGAUUGCCCCGUACACUGCGAUGCGCUUCGUGUUCUACAGGGGCGCGCGAUGGAUUCCAUCGCUAUCCCGCGGUGUACUCGCCGACGACGCAGCGGAGGUGGGCCAGGUUGAUCGCGCAGCUCCGGGCUCGUCUGCCGCGGGAGCAACGAGGUCACGAACGUCGACGUUGCGCGCCGGAGCUUCCGACGUCAUUUUCGCCCAGAUGCUGUUCGAGGGCUUGUUCUUCCUGCGCGUGCUGGCGAGAGGUUGA
Molecule: messenger RNA, 2580 nt
Organism: Prorocentrum cordatum
Lineage: Eukaryota; Dinophyceae; Prorocentrales; Prorocentraceae
Source: the annotation of a GenBank genome assembly